Miscanthus lutarioriparius is the source of this 516-nucleotide messenger RNA. The record is from the annotation of a GenBank genome assembly. NCBI's taxonomy places the organism in Eukaryota, Viridiplantae, Streptophyta, Magnoliopsida, Poales, Poaceae.
AUGUUCGAGCUGCUCGUGUACAUGUGCUUCGGCGCUCGGCUCAGCCAGGGCGCGCUCGACGAGAUCGAGGCGCUCGAGCGGCACGUGCUAGCUUCCUUCACCGCCUUUCCGGUGUUCGCCUUCUUCCCACCGCUCACCAAGAGGCUCUUCCGCAAGCGUCGCGCUACGGGUGCCGACGAGGGCGACCGGCCGCUCACGGACGCCGAGAUCGUGAGCCUCUGCUCCGAGUUCCUCAACGCCGGGACGGACACGACGGUGACCCUGGUGGAGUGGAUCAUGGCCGAGCUCGCGAACAACCCCGGCGUCCAAGCCAAGGUGUACAAGGUGUACAAGGAGGUGACCAGAGUGAAGCCCGACGUCCUCGACGACGCCGGCAACCUACAGUCGCUGCCGUACCUGAAAGCCGUCGUGCUCGAGGGCCUUCGGCUGCACCCACCGGCGCACUUCCUCAUCCCUCACGGCUUGACGAUCUGGCUUGACGAGCGACGCGGAGAUCGGCGGCUACACGGUGCCUAA